UGUAUAUUUGUGCAGUCACACCGAAUUUGGAAAUGGUCGUAAUACUUGAAAAUCUUAUUCUCCGGUAAUCUGUUUAAUUCUACUUGACAAGUUUUUUGUUGGCAAAAUUAAAUCAUUAUCUAUAAACGUUGAGUAUCUGUUAGUGAAAAAUGACCAAGUUUCAUAAAAUUGAAAUAAAUAAAACAGAAUGGGAGGUUCCUGAACGUUAUCAGAUGCUAACUCCGGUUGGAUCUGGUGCUUAUGGUCAAGUUUGUUCUGCUGUUGACACGCAAACCAAUCGUAAAGUGGCUAUCAAAAAAUUGGCCAGGCCCUUUCAAUCAGCUGUUCAUGCUAAAAGAACAUAUCGAGAAUUACGUAUGCUCAAACAUAUGAAUCAUGAAAAUGUCAUUGGUUUGUUAGAUGUUUUUCAUCCAUCAACUUCACUUGAAGACUUCCAACAAUUGUACCUAGUGACUCAUUUAAUGGGUGCAGAUCUUAAUAAUAUAGUUAGAACACAAAAACUCUCAGAUGACCAUGUGCAAUUUCUCGUCUAUCAAAUACUUAGGGGCUUAAAAUACAUCCACUCGGCGGGAAUUAUUCACAGAGACUUAAAGCCAUCGAAUAUUGCUGUAAAUGAAGAUUGUGAGUUAAAAAUUCUAGAUUUUGGGCUUGCCCGGCCAACUGAAAAUGAAAUGACUGGAUAUGUAGCUACACGGUGGUAUCGCGCACCUGAAAUUAUGCUUAAUUGGAUGCAUUACAAUCAAACAGUUGAUAUUUGGUCGGUUGGAUGCAUUAUGGCCGAAUUGCUCACAGGAAGAACACUUUUUCCAGGCACUGAUCAUGUUGAUCAUCUAACCCGAGUACUUGUACUUUGUGGCACUCCCUCAGAAGAGACUAUAAGCAAAAUAACCAGUCAAGAGGCUAAAAAUUAUAUUCAAAGUUUGCCACCACUUAAGAAGAAAAACUUUAGAGAAGUUUUUCGAGGAGCCAAUCCGCUUGCAAUUGAAUUAUUGGAGUUGAUGUUAGAGCUUGAUGCUGAAAGGAGAAUAACUGCUGAAAAAGCUUUAGCUCAUCCAUAUCUUGCUCAAUAUGCUGAUCCAACAGACGAACCACUAUCUCUUCCAUAUGAUCAGAGUUUCGAAGACAUGGAUUUACCCGUUGAAAAAUGGAAAGAACUGAUUUAUCAUGAAGUUGUCAAUUUUAUACCUCAACAACUGCCAACAUCGUCCGCAGCGACCGAUCCAUCUGCAUAAUAAUAAUUUUAAGUGAUAUAGAAAGUAGUUAACACAUCGAAAAUAACAAUCUUGUAAAUAUGAUAUAUCAUUUUAGGACACUGAAAUUGAAAAAUAUUGUGAGCUUAUUUUUCCAGAGUCGCAUAUAUAUUUUUUUUAUAAGAUAAAUUAUAUGUUUUAUUCAUCUGCCAGAAACACAAUGGUUGAAUAUAUUUAAAAAUAUUUUUAUUACACUACAUUUUACAUUAACAGUUCUAGUCGGAGGUAACUGAAAUACCUUAUUCUAAUACAACAUACAUACUAUAUUAUAUACUCCACAGCAGCUUAAAAAUAACAGACUAAUUUAUCAAAACUAAUCAGCUAAUUAAAUCAUCACAUUUAGUGAAUAUAUUUGCUUUUGUAGAUGAUACUGAAAAAUUAAGUAUUAUAAUUUUUUUGUUAUCAUUUUUUUUUCUAAAUAUUUUUUAGAAAUAUAGGGCUUAAAUACGUGAUAAUAAACAAUUCAUCUAUGA
Molecule: messenger RNA, 1723 nt
Organism: Chelonus insularis
Lineage: Eukaryota; Metazoa; Arthropoda; Insecta; Hymenoptera; Braconidae
Product: mitogen-activated protein kinase p38b-like
Exons: 9
Coding region: 150-1232 (360 amino acids)
Biological process (GO): intracellular signal transduction; protein phosphorylation
Cellular component (GO): cytoplasm; nucleus
Molecular function (GO): ATP binding; MAP kinase activity
Source: RefSeq, a predicted model, not a curated record